AUAUAUAAAUAAAAUGAAACCCUUGAAAUGCAGUACUCCGCGCUUCAACAACUGUACCUACAACCCCUCCUUCCUUCUCUGCCUUCACCGUCUCUCGAACACACUAUAAAUACACACACACACACACACAACACACAGUCGAAAUUCUCCUCGAACCGCUGGCAGGAAAUCGGUGGUGUUCAAAUUGGAACUAUAAUUGGGGAAAUUCACAAACCCUACCCCUGUAAUUGCGCCACUAAUCAUAAUUAUUUUUUUCUUCUGCUUGGAUUAGUUGAAUAAAUUAUUGCCUAAUGGAGGCGGCUAGGGAUGCUGAACCUCCGGCGCAGCCCGAACCGGCGGCGGCGGAGGCGGCGGAACAGACGCAGGAGAAUCAAGAGGAGGAGGAGAGCGACCUUCUGAUGGCGAAAGCGCAGUCUUUGAUAGAUAAGAUCACUUCGAACCCCGAGAACCCUAGCCCCAACGUUCUCCAUGCUCUCUCCACUCUUAUCGAGGCUGAGGAAUCGAGAUAUAUGGAAGAUGCAGAUCACUCUUCGACAAAUAACGGCAGGUCCUCUCAUGACGUUGGACGACUUGGAAACCUUAUUCGGGAGAAUGAUGAAUUCUUUGAAUUGAUAUCUUCAAAGUUUUUAACUGAAAGCAGAUAUUCGGUAGCAGUACAAGCAGCUACUACACGGCUUCUUAUCAGUUGUUCGCUAACUUGGAUGUAUCCACAUGUAUUUGAAGAUGACGUCCUAGCUAACAUAAGAAGCUGGGUCAUGGAGGAAAUACCCAGGUCAUCUGGUGAUGAUCGCAACUCGAAGCAUGAUAUAGGGAAAAGGAAGACUUCAGCUGCUGAAAUGCUACACACAUACUCCACUGGUCUUCUUGCUGUAUGUUUGGCUUGCAGUGGUGGUCAACUAGUGGAAGAUGUGUUAACAUCUGGAUUAUCAUCCAAGAUAAUUCGAUAUCUGCGUAUUCGUGUUUUGGGUGACACAAACACAAACCAGAAAGAUGGAAAUGCUUUAAUUGAUAACAAAAGUGUAUCAAACAUGGUGGGCGCAAAAGUCAAAGAGGAAAGUAGGAGUAGGUUGCGACAAGUGAUGGACAGUUCUCAUAUGGAUGUAGACACUUUGAGAAACCAUCCAAGUGACGAGGAACCUCAUGAUAGUAUGUCUCUUGAGGUUGAUGCUAAUGAGGCGGAAGCAGACUUUGAAGAAAAAUCCCUUGUUAAAGAUUUUCUUGAGUCAAAAACAAAACCUUAUGGAAAAUCCCAGAGGGAUGAAGAUUUAGAUGAUAGUGUGAGAGAUGAUUCUUCCAGAAGAAGGGCAAAUCGUGGUUUUUCCAGAUCACGCGGAAAGAGGUCCGGUGAAGGCGCAUCUGAGAACGAGCAAGUUUUGACCUCUCCAAGUUCUGGCAGUAGGUCAGGACAGGCACGGAGUGUGAAAGACAGGAGUGUAACUAAAAAUCAGGAUACGAGAAGAGUUCAAGAUGCUAAAAAGGGCUUAUCUAUAAGCAAUGUUGAUUAUGUUAUCUCUGAAAGGGAGGACAAUGAUGAUUGCUUCCAAGAAUGCAAAAUUGGGUCCAAAGACAUAACUGAUUUGGUUAAAAAAGCAGUCAAAGCUGCUGAAGCGGAAGCAAGAGCAGCCAAUGCUCCUGCCAUAGCCAUAAAGGCAGCUGGUGAUGAUGCCGCUGAAGUGGUUAAGACAGCUGCAUUGGAGGAGUACAGAAAGACAAAUGAUGAAGAAGCUGCAGUGUUAGCUGCUUCAAGAGCCGCAUCCACAGUUAUAGAUGCUGCUAAUGCAGUUACUCUCUCGAGAAAUUCAAGCAAUGUUGAUGGAGAUUCAGAGAAUGCAAAACCUGCAGAGCUAGAAAUUAAUGAAGAUGUCACCGAAUUUGUCAUUCCGGACAGUCACUCUCUAGCAAAGCUGAGGGAGAAAUUCUGUAUUCAAUGUCUGGUGAUUUUGGGAGAGUAUGUCGAAGUUCUGGGUCCUGUACUCCAUGAGAAGGGAGUUGAUGUCUGCCUUGCACUAUUGCAGCGAAGCUUUAAGCAUAAAGAUGCAUCAAAUAUAAUGCCCAUUUUGCCUGAUAUUUUGAAGUUAAUUUGUGCAUUGGCUGCUCAUCGGAAGUUUGCUGCAUUAUUCGUGGAUCGCGGUGGCAUGCAGAGACUCCUUGGUGUUCCGAGAAAUGCCCAAACAUAUUUUGGUUUGUCCUCCUGCUUAUCUACAAUUGGUUCAAUUCAGGGGAUAAUGGAGCGUGUUUGUGCCCUUCCUUCAAAUGUAGUCCAUCAGGUUGUUGAGUUGGCUCUUCAACUUCUUGGGGUUCCGCAGGAUCAUCAAGCUAGAAAGAAUGCCGCUUUAUUCUUUGCUUCUGCUUUUGUCUUCCGAGCUGUCAUUGAUGCAUUUGAUGCACAGGAUGGUUUGCAGAAAAUACUUUCUCAUUUGCAUGAUGCUGCCUCUGUAAGAUCUGGUGUUCCUCCUGGGCCAUCAAAUAACUCUGGGUCUUUUCGAAAUGAUCGAUCCCCUGCAGAGGGGCUGACCUCUUCAGAGAAACAGAUAGCUUAUCACACGUGUAUAGCACUGCGGCAAUAUUUCAGAGCACAUCUCCUAUUGCUCAUGGAUUUAAUUCGACCCACAAGAAGCACUCGCAGUGCACCCCGAAACAUUUCAAGAGCAGCCUACAAGCCACUCGACAUAAGUAAUGAGGCUAUUGAUGCUGUAUUUCGUCUAAUACAGAGGGAUCGGAGACUUGGUCUGGCACUCGUGAGGACCCGUUGGGCUGUAGUUGACAGAUUCUUAAGUUCAAAUGGUCAUACAACCAUGUUGGAGUUGUGUCAGGCCCCGCCAGUUGAGCGUUAUUUGCAUGAUUUGCUUCAGUAUGCACUUGGUGUACUGCAUAUUGUCACUUUGGUUCCUUAUAGCCGCAAACCUAUUUUAACUGCUACGUUAAGCAAUGAUCGGGUUGGUAUAGCAGUCAUUUUGGAUGCAGCAAAUGGUGCUGGUUAUGUUGAACCGGAGAUUGUCGAGCCAGCACUGAACCUGUUGAUAAAUCUUGUUUGCCCUCCUCCAUCGAUCAGCAACAAACCAAUUCCCACCAUGCAAGGUCAACAAGCUUCCUCUAUCCAAACUGGAAAUUGUCCUCCAAUGGAGUCUAGGGACAGAAACACCGAAAGGAAUAUUCCAGAGCGAGCUGUCAACAUUCCUAGCCAGAAUGAACAAAGAGAGCGAAAUGGAGAACCUGCUUCUGUGGAUAGAGGUGGUCCUUACCAAGCAUCUGCAUCUACAGUGGCUUCUGGGUUAGUUGGAGAUCGGAGGAUAUCAUUGGGUGGAACAGGUUCUGCUGGGCUUGCUACACAGCUGGAACUAGGGUAUCAUCAAGCUAGAGAAGCUGUUCGAUCAAACAAUGGUAUCAAGGUUCUUCUCCAGCUUCUCCAACCACGUAUGGUAACGAUGCCUGCUGCUCUUGACCGUCUUCGUGCUCUGACAUGCCGAGUUCUUCUUGGUUUAGCCAGAGACGAUACUAUUGCACACAUAUUAACUAAACUUCAGGUGGCGAAAAAGCUAUCAGAACUUAUUCGAGAUUCUGGGACUCCUGGUGGGGAGCAAAAUAGGUGGCAGACAGAGCUCACCCCAGUUACUAUUGAGCUGAUUGGGGUUGUAACUAAUUCUGGACGGGCAAGUACCUUAGCAGCCAGCGAUGCUGCUACCCCGACUUUGAGGCGUAUAGAAAGAGCUGCCAUCGCUGCAGCUACUCCUAUUUCUUACGAUCCUAGGGAACUCCUGCUCCUGGUGCACGAACACCUUCAAGCAUCUGGUUUAGCAGUAGCCGCAGAUGCACUUCUCAAAGAUGCAAAUUUAACACCCUUGCCCUCUUUGGCUGCCCCAUCAUCGUUAGCACAUCAAGCUUCUCAACAGGAAUCUUCGUCAAUACAAAUGCAAUGGCCAUCUGGACGUGCCCCUUGUGGAUUCAUGACGGGCAAAUCAAAAGUUUCUUUUCAUCAGGAAGAUUCCAGCUUUAAAUGUGAUUCAGCUAUCUUGUCUUCGAAGAAGAAACCAUCAGCAUCUGCUAUGAAAUUUGGUGGCAAUAUGGGCAAAACAAAUAUUACCACACCAAAAAUUUCUAUUGCGGCAAAUACUGCAGGGACUCCAUUAGCAUCUGCUUCAAAAUCUGGUGGCAAUGUGGAAGUUCAGGCUAGAACUCCAAUAGCAAUGAAACGCAAAUUGACAGACAUGAAAGAGAGUGUGCCGCUCCCAUCAGCAAAAAGAAUUAACACUGGUGAGAACACACUUAAGUCUCCUAGUUUUACCACACCUAUUACUGUUCGUAGAAGCGGAAUACAGCCCGAUGCAAGCCAGUUCUGCACACCAACUUCUAAUAUACCGUCAUCUGAAAUCGACGAGAACCAAUUAAAUGGCCUGACUACUUCCACUCAACAUGGACUUUUCGGCGAUCCACAACCUUCUGUGCCUGAACGCCUUACCUUAGAUUCCAUUAUUGUUCAGUAUUUGAAGCACCAACAUCGCCAGUGCCCAGCUCCUAUUACAACCCUACCCCCUCUCUCACUCUUGCAGCCUCACGUUUGCCCCGAACCAAGAAGAAGCCUCGAUGCUCCAUCAAAUGUUACGUCUCGGCUCAGCACACGUGAAUUUAAAACUAUGCACGGUGGAAUCCAUGGACAUCGUAAAGAUCGUCAAUUUGUUUACAGUAGAUUCAGGCCAUGGCGAACUUGCCGAGAUGACAAUAGUACCCUUCUAACAUGCAUUGCUUUCCUUGGAGAUCCUUCUCGGAUUGCUGCCGGUGGCCACACUGGGGAGCUUAAAGUGUUCGACUCUAACAGCAACAAUGUGCUGGAGAGUUGCACCAGUCACCAAUCUCCACUUACACUUCUGCAGUCACACUUCUCUGGUGAUACGCAACUUUUUCUUUCUUCGAGUUCUAUGGAUGUUCGCUUAUGGGAUGCAUCGUCGAUUUCUGCUGGUCCUAAGCACUCGUUUGAGGGAAUCAAAACCGCAAGAUUCAGUAAUUCUGGUGCAAUGUUUGCAGCAUUACGAGCAGAUCCGCCCCGCAGAGAGAUUCUUUUGUACGAUAUUCAUACGUGCCAGCUGGAUCGGACGCUGACAGAUACAUCUAACAACGUUUCUGGCCGUGGCAUGCAAUAUUCUCAUGUUCACUUUAGCCCGUCAGACUCUAUGCUGCUCUGGAAUGGAGUUUUGUGGGAUCAUAGGGUUCCGGUUCCAGUGCAUCGGUUCGACCAAUUUACCGACUAUGGUGGCGGCGGCUUUCAUCCUGCUGGGAAUGAGGUGAUAAUAAACUCUGAGGUUUGGGAUCUUCGGAACUAUAGACUCCUUCGAAGUGUGCCAUCUUUGGAUCAAACAGUAAUAACAUUCAAUGCGAGCGGUGAUGUUAUUUAUGCAAUUCUGAGGAGGAAUCUGGAGGAUGUAACUUCGGCAUUCAACACGCGUCGUGUGAAGCAUCCUCUCUUUUCGGCUUUUCGCACAGUGGAUGCCGUUAAUUAUUCCGACAUUGCCACAACUCCCGUUGACCGUUGUGUGCUUGACUUUGCAACGGAACCCACCGAUUCUUUCGUGGGUUUGAUCACAAUGGACGACCAGGAUGAAAUGUACUCGUCCGCUAGGGUUUACGAGAUCGGUAGGCGCAAGCCGACAGAUGACGACUCCGACCCUGAUGAUGCGGAGAGUGAGGAGGAAGAAGACGAAGGUGAUGACGACGAUGACGAUGAUGACGAUGCGAUUUUGGAGGCGGCUUUUAACGGUGAUGGUGAUUCAGAUGGUGAUGACAUGAGCCAUGACGAUGACGACGACGCGAGCGAUUUUGAUGAGGACGACGAGGAUGAUGACGUGGACUUCAUAAUGGACGACGUGGAUUUUGACGGUGGUGGCAUUUUGGAGAUUGUUACGGAAGGUGAGGAGGAAGAUGAAGAUGAUGACGACGACGACAGUGAUGUCAUUGAAUCUUACAGUAGUGGGGAUGACGGAGCUUAUAUGUGAUGGGGAAUGCGGUGUUGGUCGGGUUUUUGGUUUUUGUUUUUGUUUUUGAAAGCACGUCUCUGGAGAAUAAAGACGGUGUUUCUUUUUUAUAAUCUUGAAAUCGGUGGAAGAAGAGGCAGAUGAAUGAGUUGUAAGGUUAUAUAGCUAUAGCAAAGAUGAGAUGUAAUUAUAGGUUAGUGGUUAUCAAAUUGGCAUUGCUAGGGGAAGAAGAGAGAGUUGAGAUUUUUUUUUAUAGAAAUGUUGGCUUUGGUAUUCAAAUUCAAAUUUUGUUUCAUGA
This is a messenger RNA of Erythranthe guttata (spotted monkey flower), 6261 nucleotides long. The record is from RefSeq and is a predicted model, not a curated record. Lineage: Eukaryota; Viridiplantae; Streptophyta; Magnoliopsida; Lamiales; Phrymaceae.